ACUUCCGGUCGGUGACGCAGUUCCGCUCUGCUGGGCGCGCGGUGGACGGUCUGAAACUUUGUGCUCGGCUUUAGCCGGGUCUCCGCGGCUCCAGCGCCCAGCAUGGCUUCCUCACGAACCUCCUCCACGCAGGCAACCAAAACUAAAGCACCUGAUGACUUAGUCGCUCCCGUUGUGAAGAAACCACACAUCUAUUAUGGGAGCUUGGAAGAGAAGGAGAGGGAGCGUCUGGCGAAAGGAGAGUCUGGAAUUUUGGGAAAAGAAGGACUUAAAGCAGGAAUUGAAGCAGGAAAUAUUAAUAUAACCUCUGGAGAAGUGUUUGAAAUUGAAGAGCACAUCAGUGAGCGGCAGGCAGAAGUAUUGGCCGAGUUUGAGAGAAGGAAGCGAGCCCGGCAAAUCAAUGUUUCUACAGAUGACUCAGAGGUCAAGGCUUGCCUUAGAGCCUUGGGGGAACCCAUCACACUUUUUGGAGAGGGCCCUGCUGAAAGAAGAGAAAGGUUAAGAAAUAUCCUCUCAGUAGUUGGUACUGAUGCCUUAAAAAAGACAAAAAAGGAUGAUGAGAAAUCUAAGAAGUCCAAAGAAGAGUAUCAGCAAACCUGGUACCAUGAAGGACCAAAUAGCCUGAAGGUGGCUAGACUAUGGAUUGCUAAUUAUUCGCUGCCCAGGGCAAUGAAGCGCUUAGAAGAGGCUCGCCUCCAUAAAGAGAUUCCUGAGACAACUCGGACCUCCCAGAUGCAGGAACUGCACAAGUCUCUCCGGUCUUUGAAUAAUUUCUGCAGUCAAAUUGGGGAUGAUCGGCCUAUCUCCUACUGUCACUUUAGUCCCAAUUCCAAGAUGCUGGCCACAGCUUGUUGGAGUGGGCUUUGCAAGCUCUGGUCUGUUCCUGAUUGCAACCUCCUUCACACUCUUCGAGGUCAUAACACAAAUGUAGGAGCAAUUGUAUUCCAUCCCAAAUCCACUGUUUCCUUGGACCAGAAAGAUGUCAACCUGGCCUCUUGUGCUGCUGAUGGCUCUGUGAAGCUUUGGAGUCUUGACAGCGAUGAACCAGUGGCAGAUAUUGAAGGUCAUACAGUCCGCGUGGCCCGGGUAAUGUGGCAUCCAUCAGGACGUUUCCUGGGUACCACCUGCUAUGACCGUUCAUGGCGCUUAUGGGAUUUGGAGGCUCAAGAGGAGAUCCUGCAUCAGGAAGGCCACAGCAUGGGUGUGUAUGACAUUGCCUUCCAUCAAGAUGGCUCUUUGGCUGGCACUGGGGGACUGGAUGCAUUUGGUCGAGUUUGGGACCUACGCACGGGACGUUGUAUCAUGUUCCUGGAAGGCCAUCUGAAGGAAAUCUAUGGAAUACAUUUUUCCCCCAAUGGGUACCACAUUGCAACUGGCAGUGGUGACAACACCUGCAAAGUGUGGGACCUUCGACAGCGGCGUUGCGUGUAUACCAUCCCUGCCCACCAGAACUUAGUAACUGGUGUCAAGUUUGAGCCUAUUCAUGGGAACUUCUUGCUCACUGGUGCCUAUGAUAACACAGCCAAGAUCUGGACCCACCCAGGCUGGUCCCCACUGAAGACUUUGGCUGGCCAUGAAGGCAAAGUGAUGGGCCUAGACAUUUCUUCUGAUGGGCAGCUCAUAGCCACUUGUUCAUAUGACCGGACCUUCAAGCUCUGGAUGGCUGAAUAGACAAGACAAUGGAAAAAGGACUUGCAACUUCAAGCUCUCCCUUAGGAGCUAUUUUCCUCAAAAGAAAAGAAUUGAAGUGUUUAGUUCUAUCAUGUUUUUUGCCAAUUGCCAUGUAUAGACCCUCAGUAGAACUGGAUAUUCAUGUCAGCCCCCACUCCAGACAGGCAGCUCACUGACUAGUUGAUGGUGAACCCCUUUCAUGGUUGAAAAUUUAACUCCCCUCUUGAGGCCCUGCCACAAACUGUGUAGACAUUGUUUUUAAUCUUUUGUUUGAAUGCCUUUUAGCCUUCCAUACGGUCCUCAGGGUUUUGACUGGCCCUUUCCAUUUUUAAUUCUUGAAACUUGGCUUUCCAUAACAUGGUAUAUGCUUCAGGACUACCUAUGACCCAGAGAGCAAGGUGACUGGACUAUAGUUUGGAAGCCCUCAAGUUAAAGAGGCACAUCUUUACCAUUUAUUGGUUAAAUGGUGCCUGACAGCAAGGACUUUUCCUCUCCCUCUAGAAUGGGAGAUGAAGCAAAAGACUGCAGCUAUGCUGUUGGUUAUGCAAUGAAGAUUUUACCUCUUCCUUUUGAGUUCACUUGGAAUGCUAACUGCAUCAGGAACCUCAGAACUGAGCAUUUCUCUUUUCAGAAAAUGUCUUCGAUUUGCUCUGAAGUAUGGCAUUCUUCAUAUUACCCUAAGCAAGACCAUGUGUCAGGAUUCAAAGAAUUUUUUAGAAAGCAAACAUGAUGUUUCCAUUUUGUACAACUCUAUUUCAGUUGGUUAUUUAAAGGAUGUGCUUCAUGUAUUAAAGGGUACUUCAUAUCAAA
This is a messenger RNA of Carlito syrichta (Philippine tarsier), 2481 nucleotides long. It is a transcript of the gene PRPF4, whose product is annotated as pre-mRNA processing factor 4. Gene Ontology annotation, cellular component: U4/U6 x U5 tri-snRNP complex. Lineage: Eukaryota; Metazoa; Chordata; Mammalia; Primates; Tarsiidae. Gene Ontology annotation, molecular function: U4 snRNA binding; protein binding; U6 snRNA binding. The record is from RefSeq and is a predicted model, not a curated record. Gene Ontology annotation, biological process: mRNA splicing, via spliceosome. Bases 103 to 1671 code for a protein of 522 amino acids. The transcript is spliced from 14 exons.